AUGACGAUGUGGCAAUUCCACAUCACACCGCCCACAAGCACGAACAACAGCCAUGCCAACCAACCGACCAUCAUCAUUCAUGCAACCGACAACGGAAACAGAUCACAACGAGCCGAGGUGCUACGUCUCCGUCGGCGAUCUGGCAGCCAAACGACAAGCUCAUUUGUUGCCGUCGACCUCAUUGAUCUCAUGGAGGAGGGCUGCGUCAAGAAUGAUUGGUAUUUGCAUAUCGUUUUUGUGAAUCUUUUGGCCACGCUCCGCGCUUUCAUCCCUCACUCCUAUAAAGCUCAUCGCACCAUUCCGUCUGAUUUCCUAUACCUCGGCAAACUCUCCGCGGCGGCGAUGUUGGUGUAUGACUAUUUCUUGACAUUGAGAAUGGAGGUGGAUUUGGUAUGGUUGUCAGCGUGGGGCCCCAUGAAGGUCUUGUUCAUUGUUCAGCGAUACCUUCCCUUUAUAGAUGCAGCUACCUUCACCCUUGUCCACCAGUCAUCGACGACGAUUAACCCGUCGGUCUGCAAUAAAAUUGAGAAAGCUCAGGGUGUACUCAGCGUCACUGGUUUUAUUCUAUCCGAAAUCAUUCUAACACUACGCGUAUGGGCAGUGUGGAAACGAAGCAAGUUUUUAGGAAUCGCGCUAUCAAUACUUCUCCUUGCCACUGCGGCUGCAUGCUACGUUUUCACUGGCCUUUUUCAACAUGGCCUAAAAUUGAGCAAUAGACCAUAUCCCGAAUUUCCGGGGUGUUUUAUUACGGGCACAAAUCGGUUGGUAUAUGUGAACUGGCUCGCUUUGAUGGUAUAUGACUCAGUUCUCCUCGUCGUGAUGAUCAUCCCCGGAAUUACGGCCUACCGAGAGCAAGGGAAUGAAGGCCUUCAUGCGGUUGUCUAUCGCGAUGUUUUAUCCGUUACCAACGUAAUCGUAAUAAACGCGCUGCCGGCAAAAUAUCUUUAUAUCCUUAUGUCAUUUCCUUGA
Laccaria bicolor S238N-H82 is the source of this 969-nucleotide messenger RNA. RefSeq lists its product as uncharacterized. The transcript has 16 exons. NCBI's taxonomy places the organism in Eukaryota, Fungi, Basidiomycota, Agaricomycetes, Agaricales, Hydnangiaceae. The coding region runs from base 1 to 969 and encodes 322 amino acids. The record is from RefSeq and is a predicted model, not a curated record.